AUGUUCACCAAGACGGAGGGGCCAAAGUAUACGGUCAUUUCUUCCUCGAAGGAUUUUGAGGAGCGUCAAUAUGAGCCUUGCAUGUGGGCCGUGAUUGAUUCCAAGGCAGACACAAUCAAGGAGGCUACAAGUGCUGGCUUCCAAAAAUUGUUUAAGUACAUUUCUGGAACCAACAAAGAAGGGCUGAGUAUGUCCAUGACCGCUCCGGUCAUGGUGUACCAUGAACCAGGAGAAGUUGGAAGCUGGAAGUCUUUUAAGAAGGAGAUCAAGGUUGGUUUUAUGAUUCCUGAUGAACACAGAGAGAAACCGCCUUCGCCGAAUGAUGACAUGCCUAUCACAAUCAGACAAACACCCUCAACUCGAGUGUAUGCCAGGAAAUAUGGCGGUUUUUCCAAGGAGGAGGUUGCCUUGGCAGAAGUGGCCAAACUAGGCGAAGCUUUAGGAACGGAACACAAGUACAAAACUGGUUUCUGCUAUUUCUGUGGUUAUGACAGUCCUAUGAAAGUGAUAGGACGACGAAACGAAAUCUGGUUCAUCAAAGACACCACCGAAGGAUCUUAAAGAUGAAAACAGUCAGGACAUGCCAAGAGAGAAGCAAGAAGAACGAAGGAAUCUCUGAAAAGAGAUUUAAAAAAAACAGAACCCAACAUUUUCAAUCAUCGUGAUUUAAAAUAUAUAUAUAUCAUUAUUGUUUCAAUUCAAUUCGGUCUUUAGGUGAAGGUUUCUAGUGAGUUGGAGGAUUUUGAGCGUUGUUCGG
Messenger RNA from Acanthaster planci (crown-of-thorns starfish), 757 nucleotides. RefSeq names its product heme-binding protein 1-like. Gene Ontology annotation, molecular function: heme binding. The record is from RefSeq and is a predicted model, not a curated record. NCBI's taxonomy places the organism in Eukaryota, Metazoa, Echinodermata, Asteroidea, Valvatida, Acanthasteridae.